This is a messenger RNA of Pseudo-nitzschia multistriata, 2505 nucleotides long. NCBI's taxonomy places the organism in Eukaryota, Bacillariophyta, Bacillariophyceae, Bacillariales, Bacillariaceae. The record is from the annotation of a GenBank genome assembly.
GCAUCACACCGCACCCAUCGAAUCGAAUGGAACCGAACCGAUCGAUCAUGGAGCGCCGUUCCCUCGCGCUCGGAUGCCGAUCCGCCCUCCCACCGCUGGUGGCGAUGGCGGUGGCCUGGUAUGCCUGCUCGCCGUCGCCCGGGGGCGGCGAAAACCAAGCGGCGGCGCUGGCCCGCUGGUCCUUUUGGCUGGCGGCGGAGGCCUCCAAGAGGUACAUGGAGGUCCUCGAGGACUGGCCCGUCGCCACCAAGGCCCUGACGACCGGCGUGAUACAGCUCAUGGGCGACGGAAUGGCGCAGUGGUUCGAGCAGAGGGGGGAGCGGGCGGAAACGAAGACAGAGACAAAGACGGAAACCCCGGGCAACCGCAGGCGGUACGACUCCCGGAGGGGCGCCUCGCUCUUCGCAGAGGGCCUCUUGCUCUCGGGCCCGCUGCUGCACUACUGCUAUGAGUCCAUGGAGGAGGCCUGGCCCACCUCGACCGUGGACGCCGCGCCGAGGCCGCUGGCCACGCUCUGCCACGUCUUUGUCAACGACUACUUCAUCGACAGCGCCUACAUUGCUUUUUCCAUUGCCUUUACCGCGAUCGGGGAGGGCCACACCAUGGGGGAGGUCGGGGAGAUCUUUUCCAAGGACUACUGGGACACCCUCAAGGCGAGCUGGGCGACGAGCGCCUGCCUCCUGCCGUUGGAGAUCUACUGCUUCGGCUUUCUGUCCCUGUCGCUCCGGGUGCUGGCCAUGAAUUUCGUCGACCUGCUGUGGGGGGCCGUGGUGAGCUUUUAUUCCCAUCGCAGCCGGAGAGAGGCCGCGGGCUAGCGAGCCGAUGCGAUGGAAUUGAAACGAAGCGAAACGAAACGAAUCGAAUCGAAUCGAACACAGGAUGAGAAAGGAUCGGUGACGGGGGUCCCCGAUUACGGUUCCAGAACAAAGGACGCGGGGCGCGGAUUUCCACCGUCGGAUUGCCGCCGGGGGCGGUCUUUCUCUUUCCCGGCCACCCCAACCCGUUUUCUGCAGGUGGCACGUCCUUUCCAUCGGUGCUGCCCGCCGCUGCCGUGCUAAGAGGUGGAAUGCGAAUGCAAAUGCGAGCCCGCACGGAAGGGCAAAGAGGCCCACCCUUUUCGAACCAGCGCUGCGGCGUGGGAUUCACUGCGGGAUAGGGCCGCUCGCGGAGCCGAGGUCGGCUGAUGCGGUGGGCACUGCAACGGAGUGCAUCGAUCGCCGUGCGAUUGCCUCGGCUUGGUUGCGUUUCUCUGGUGUUCGUGUGCGUACCGUGCGAGAAGCCGGUGGCUAUGGUAUUUUUGUUUCCAGACGAUGCCCCUCUUUAUCUCGGUGUUUCUUCUUUUUUGCUUCGAAUCAUCACGUGCUGUGAACCAUUCCCUCGAAUUUUUGGCAUGCGGUAGUGAAUACAGCUGAAAACCGUCGCCCUUUGUGAUGCCGUGAACACCGCCGAUCUCUUCCGGGAAGAGGGCGUGUCGCUGGUGUUUUGGUUCCACCGCAGCCGGCGAGAAGCCACGGCACGAGCCAAACAAAGGGCAGUGCGGACCAAUGGAGCAAACGAGGGAACGUUUGUCACCGUGGAAAUACAGGAAAACAAACGACGAAAGAUUGCAUCCCAUGCAUCGGUCGGUAUCAACCAACAAACGAGAAUGAAAUGUUCGCCAUCCAGGCAAACAAAAUCAACCAGACCGCAUGGCACUGCUAUUCAUUCCCAAAAAUCAGAGAAUAAUCAGUUAUUGAUGUGAAGAAACAUCAAUAAAUUUGUGGAGGAGAAGAAGGAAUUGAAAUUUCAUGGCAAAUUUAGCAUUGGAUAUGAAAGAAGAUGGCCCAAAAUUCAUGCACUGUGUUAAUUGCAAAUGCAAAUUAAGUGAAGGUCAACUCAUUCUAACAGAGAUCUUGCAACAAGACAGAAUCAGAUGUAGCAAAUGAGUGACGUCUACCACCAAUACACUCACCACUGUUUACUAACAAUGCGGCCAAAUUUUGAGUGAUAGUUUUCUAUAAACCGUAUAUUUUACAUCCAUUUGUGAUAGAUAGUGCAACCCAGCAGAAAAAAGCAAAAAGUUGGCCAGAAACCAAGCUUGUUUUACCCGCAAAGGUGUUAAUUGGAGUACCUGGUACUGUACUUCGGUACAAAAGAAGCGCGUUUUUUUAUUUUAUUAACCACCGAAGUAGAGACUGUCCACCGAAGGAAUUUUGGUCGCAAGUGCACGUGAUCCUCCAGACGGUACAGGCACCGAUUAGCACUUUUUCUGGAGGUAGUCGGAUACCCAGCUGGCGUCCCUAAGAUCGUAAAGGCACGUUUCAUCGGAUUCUGUUUUCGGAUGUGUCGGAACGCAAGAUUCGGCCGCCGGAAAUGAAAAGGGCUCCUGCGAAAGGUCGUUCUUGUAAAACUGGCCAUCCCCAACGUUAAAGUUAUGGUUCCCCGGGAACGUGGUGGUAAGCAAGAAUUUCGCCCCGGAUUUGAAGACGUUGCAAAAGUACUUCACACCUAGAUCUAGGUUCAUGU